AUGACUAUUAAGUUGGUGGUGGGUGAGGGUACUUUGAAUGUCGUUAGCGCGUACGCACCACAAGCAGGCUUGGAUGAGGAUAUUAAAAGGCAAUUUUGGGAGGGGUUGGAUGAGAUUGUUCGUAGUAUACCGCCUUCUGAGAGGUUAUUCAUAGGAGGAGAUUUCAAUGGUCAUAUUGGGUUAUCUGCAGGUGGGUACACUGAGGUGCAUGGCGGAUUUGGUUUCGGAGAGCGGAACGGAGGGGGCAUUGCGCUGUUGGACUUUGCCAAGGCUUUCGAUCUAGUCAUUGCAAACUCGAGUUUUAUGAAGCGGGAUGAACAUUUGGUUACUUACCAAAGUAGAAAUGCCGAGCAAAUGGGCUCUGAGCCCCUAAGGCCCAAAAUCAUGCCAUUGCACAUGUUGCAGGCACAGGCCUUUAGAGCGCUAGGCAUCGGGUAUAAGAAAUCUGGGCUACCUGCUAGUACGCCAGGCCCAAAACUGGCCCAGUAUGAGGCUGUUGAUUGUACAAUUCCG
This is a messenger RNA of Nicotiana tabacum (common tobacco), 513 nucleotides long. Lineage: Eukaryota; Viridiplantae; Streptophyta; Magnoliopsida; Solanales; Solanaceae. The record is from RefSeq and is a predicted model, not a curated record.